Molecule: messenger RNA, 1650 nt
Organism: Fragaria vesca subsp. vesca
Lineage: Eukaryota; Viridiplantae; Streptophyta; Magnoliopsida; Rosales; Rosaceae
Product: cytochrome P450 71A25-like
Exons: 2
Coding region: 1-1650 (549 amino acids)
Molecular function (GO): heme binding; monooxygenase activity; iron ion binding
Source: RefSeq, a predicted model, not a curated record
AUGGCAAAUCUCCUCCCAAUGCUGGAACUCAAACUAAAUGAAACCUUCUCACCAGUCCUGUUGCAACCCUUUUCGCUCAGAUAUUUACUUCCUCUUGCCAUAUUCAUCAUUCUGUUUUACAGAUGGUCUUCUUCUCAUACCAAAUCACCAUCUGCACCACCAUCUCCACCAAAACUGCCCGUGAUUGGAAAUCUCCACCAAAUAGGGUUGCUCGCACACCGCUCUCUUCAAACCCUAGCACAACGCUAUGGCCCUGAUCUAAUGCUCCUUCAUUUCGGAAGCAGGCUGGUCCUUAUCGUCUCGUCGACCGAGGCUGUCUCCGAGAUCUUCAAAACCCAUGACCUCGCCUUCUCUGACAGACCCAAGCUUAUCAUCUUCGAGAAGGUAGUGUACAAUUAUAGGGACAUCGUGGGGGCGCCUUACGGUGAGUAUUGGAGGCAAGUGAGAAGUAUAUGCGUCUUAAAUCUGUUGAGCUACAAAAGAGUUCGUUCUUUUGGUUCUGUGAGACUAGAGGAAACGAAGCUCAUGAUGAGCAACAUUGAACAGUCAUGUAGUACUGAAACAAUCUCCUCCCCCUCCUCCUCCUCCUCGUCAUCAUCGGUUUUAGAUUUAAGCGAAAUGUUUACAAAGCUUACUAAUGAUGUUAUUUGUAGAGUUGCUCUAGGUAGGAAGUAUAGUGAUCGGGCGGAAGGUCGUGGGAGGAUGUUUAUGGAGCUUUCUACAGAGCUGUCACAGAUGUUCACAAGGGUCAACAUUGGUGACUAUAUCCCAUGGCUUGCUUGGUUCACCCGUGUGAAUGGUUUGGAUGCAAAACUAGACGAUCUGGCUAAGAGGGUGGAUGGCUUCAUGGAUAUGAUUAUUCAAGAGCAUAUGGAUAAAUCAAACAAUGGAAAUGAUGAUGAUAAUCACGAGGACGAAAAAGAUUUUGUGGAUGUUUUGCUUUCGGUUCAGAAAGAAAAUGCACUUGGUUAUCCUAUUGAUCGAGUUAGCAUCAAGGCUAUCAUCCUGGAUAUCUUUGUGGCUGGCACUGAUACAACAUCUACCGCCCUAGAGUGGGCAAUGUCUGAACUUUUAAGAAAUCCACAGGUGAUGAGGAAAUUGCAAAAUGAAGUAAGGGAAAUUGUUGGAAAUAAAAAGAAUGUCACGGAGGAAGAUUUAGUUAAAAUGCAUUACUUGAAGGCAAUAACUAAAGAGACUUUUCGGUUACAUCCACCAUUUCCGUUAUUAUUGCCUAGGAUGUGCAACAAAGAUGUGAAAAUUAAAGGUUACAACAUCAAUGCUAAUACCCAAGUUAUGGUUAAUGCAUGGGCGCUUGGAAAAGAUCCUGCAUCAUAUACAGAUCCGGAGCAGUUCAUACCAGAAAGGUUCUUGAAUAGUACCAUAGAUUAUAAAGGGAAUAACUCCGAACUAAUUCCAUUUGGUGCUGGCAGACGGGGUUGUCCUGGAAUUCAGUUUGCUAUGGUUCUUGAAGAGCUUGCGUUGGCAAAUAUUGUGCAUAAGUUUGAUUGGGCUUUGCCUCAUGGUGCAAAAGUGGUUGAUUUAGACAUGACUGAAACUUCAGGCGCAAUUGCCCGCAGAAAAUAUCCUCUCAAGGCAAUUGCUACUCUAUUUAAGGAGAACUGUGAGAAAAUGGGGGACUCUUCUUCUUAG